UCGCAGCUGUGUGCUGUCGCCCAGCGUUUCUCUGGAGGGAAGCUGGGGAGGAUUUGGCGGCUUGGGAGACCUUAAAACUUUGAAAUAACUGGAUUUGGGCAAAUCACAAAGUUGGGCUGUAGGUUUGAGACCCUAGUGGAUGGCCAGAGAGGCUCCCUUACUGUCAGCAAAUACUGCGGGACUCUGUCGCUGAGCCUCUAACACCGUCCCAAGAUGACGGAGAUUGUGGAGGAAUAUGAGGAAUAUGAGGAGUUUGAGGAGUUUGAGGAGGAGGAGAUCGUGGAGGAGAUUACAACGAGGACUGUCACUGAGCACAAGAGCUCUCAGCUCUUACAGUCCGGACUGCCCACCAGGAAAGUCAGGAAGAAGGUCAAGGUGGAUACCUCCAAGUUCAUGACUCCAUACCUGGCUCACAGCCAGAAGAUGAUGGAGCAGUACAGCCAUAACAAAUACCGGCAUGCGUACGACCUGUCCAAAGGGACGCCUCCUGCCUACAGCGCUGAUACUCCUGAAAUGCUUCGCAUCAGGAAGGCCCAGGAGCAGCUCAGCGAGGUUAAAUACCGCAUGGAGGGGAACAAGGCUCGGACGACCAGCUUGUACGACGGAGAGGCCAAAGAGAUCGCCCACGUCAAGCGUGUGUCUGAACUGAUCAGCAAGGUCCUGUACAGACAGAAGUGGGAUGAGACGAAGGACCGGUACCUGCUGCCUCCUGAUGCUCCUGAACUCGUGCUGGCUGUGAAGAACGCUGCCAACGUCAGCAAGAAACUGUACACGGAGGACUGGAACGAAGAGAAGACCAUGUUCUACCCGUACAGCGACAGUCCCGAGCUGCGCAGGGUGGCUCAGGCUCAGGAGUGCCUCAGUGACGUUCGCUACAAGAAGGGUCACGAUCAGCGCAAGGCGAAAUACACCUCCCUGGCUGAUCCUCCUGAGGUGGAGCUGGCCAAGAGAGUGGAACAACAGCGCAGUGACCUGAAAUACAGGGAGGACUACAAUAAAAAUGUGAAGGGUCAAUGGUGCGAGACGCCAUACUUCGACGUGGCCACUGCCAGGGUGGCGAUGGAGAACUUGAGUAAUAGACAUUACACGCAGAAAUAUGAGGACGAGAAAGAUCAACUUUAUUUCAUGCAGACAGACACGCCCGUUUAUGACACCAACAAGAAGGCUCGUAUUGCUGCCAGUGAGGUCCAAUACAAGAAGGAAUACGAGAAGAACAAAGCGCAGUCUGACUACAACACGCUUCCCGCCACGGAGAACCCUCUCCUCCGACAGCUCAGAUACGCUGGCACCAUCCUCAGUGAUAAAGUUUAUAAGGCCCAAUAUGAGAAGUCGAGAGGUUUCAGCAUCAACUACUGCGACACGCCCAAGUUUCAGAUGGACUCCGUCCUCAAACAGUUCACUGACACACAUUACAAAGAUAAGUAUGACAGUGAGGUGAAGGGUCACUACAUCGGCAGCUACGAGGACGUCUACACGGUUCACUGUCAGAACAUGGAGCAGAUGAAGAACGAGCAUCUGUACAAAGCAGAAUAUGAAGACAUAAAGACCAGAUGUUUCUUCCCUCAAACCGUCACGCCUGAAUAUGAAGCGAUAAAGAAUCUUCAGAAGUGUAAAGAUAAAGUUUACCGGCAGCAUCCAGACAAAGUGAAAUUUACACAAGUGGUGGAUUCGCCAGUUCUGGUUCAAGCUGCCAUCAACGCCCAGCAGCUAAGUGACUUGAACUACAAGGCGAAGUACGAAGACAUGAAGUUCAAGAACUGUCUGCCCCCAGAUUAUCCCUUCUUCAUCCAGUCCAGAGUUAACGCUUUUAACCUCAGUGAUAACUGUUAUAAGUAUGACUGGGAGAAACUGAAAGCCAAGAAGUUUGAGGUCAGAGGUGACGCCAUCCCGAUCCUCGCUGCCCGCGCUCACACUAACAUCAUCAGUGAUGUUAAAUAUAAGAAGGAGUACGAGAAGAACAAGGGACAGAUGGUCGGAGCCCUCAGCAUCAAUGACGAUCCCAAAAUCUUACACUCUGUUCACGUUGCCAAAAUCCAGAGUGACCGUGAAUAUAAGAAGGACUAUGAGAAGAUUAAGACCAAGUACCACACACCUCUGGAUAUGAUGUCCGUCACUUUGGCCAAGAAGUCCCAGGGCAUCGCCAGCAUGGCGGGGUACAGGAGCAUCAGCACCAACUUCUUCCUCCCCCCCGACAGCGUGCUGUUGGACCUGGCCAAGAAGGCCAACAUCAUCCAGAGUGAUAAUGAGUACAAGGCCGACUACAACAGCUUCACCAAGGGAACUCCCUGGGUCCCCUUUGGCUCCUUGGACGUGGAGAAGAAUAAGAAAGCUGCUGAGAUCCUCAGUGAGAAAAAAUACAGACAGCACCCGGACACCAUCCCCUUCACCUCCAUCGAUGACCACCCCAUCAUGAUGCAGGCCAAAGUCAACCAGCUCCAGAGGAGCGAUCUCUUCUAUAAGAGAGGUCUGGAGGAAGUCCAUCAGAAGUACUCCCUGCCUCCUGACGUCCCCGAGUUCCUCCAGGCCAGGUGUAACGCCUACAACAUCAGCCAGAAAUACUACAAGCUCGCCUGGCAGAAACAUCUUCUCAAAGGUUACGACAUGAAGCCCGAUGCCAUCCCUGUGGUCGCUGCCAAAGCUGCCAGACAUGCUGUCAGUAAUGUCCAAUACAAGAAGGCGUACGAGAAGGCCAGAGGUCACCACGUUGGCUUCCGCAGCCUGCAGGACGACCCUCUGCUGGUUCACUACAUGGAGGUGGCGAAGAUGCAGAGUGACAAGAACUACAAGAAGGACUAUCACAAGGCCAAGCUGAAGUACCACACCCCCGUGGACAUGAUGAGUGUGGUCCACGCCAAACAUGCCUCAACAGUGCAGACCUACGCCGGCUACAAGCAGGACAACCACAAGUACUGUCUUCUGCCCGACGCUAUGAACCUGGAACUUGCUCGCAACAUGAACUUUAACGCCAGUGAUAACAACUAUAAGCAGGAGUAUGAGACCUGUAUCAAGGGCAUCGGCUGGGUUCCCAUUGGUUCCCUGGAGGUGGAGAAGGCCAAGACGGCAGCAGCAGCUCUGAAUGAGAAGAAUUACCGCCAGCACCCAGAAACCCUCAAAUUCACCAGCACCAUGGACUCCAUGAGCAUGGAGCUGGCCAAGACCAACGCCAAGAUCAUGAAUAUGAAAGAGUACAAGGCCAGCGGAGAGAAGUUCAUGCACACCUACCAUCUCCCUGCUGACGCUCCUGAACUGUUGCAAGCCAGAUACAACGCCGUCAACAUCAGCCAGAAUUACUACACCUACGCUCAUCGUAAAGAUCUGCUCAAAGGACACCAUGUGAAGGAAGACGCCAUCCCUGUCGUUGCAGCAAAAACUUCCAGAGACAUUGCCAGUAAUUACAAAUACAAGCUGGCGUACGAGAAGGCCAGAGGUCACCAUGUCGGCUUCCGCAGCCUGCAGGACGACCCUCUGCUGGUUCACUACAUGGAGGUGGCGAAGAUGCAGAGUGACAAAAACUACAAGAAGGACUAUCACAAGGCCAAGCUGAAGUACCACUCCCCCGUGGACAUGAUGAGUGUGGUCCACGCCAAACAUGCCUCAACAGUGCAGACCUACGCCGGCUACAGACGGAUCCCUCACAACUAUCUGCUCCUGCCCGACAACUUUGAAGAAGCCAAGAAGAAGGGCUACGAUAUGCGCAGUGACGCCAUUUCCAUCAAGGCAGCCAAGGCCUCCAGGGACAUCGCCAGUGAUUACAAGUACAAGACAGGAUACCGCAAUCAGGUGGGCCACCACAUCGGUGCUCGCUGUGUCCAGGACGACCCUCUGCUCGUGCUGGCUCUGAACUCAGCCAAGAUCGCCAGUGAUGCUCUGUACAAGAAGGACUUCAACAGGUCCAAGACCAAGUUCAACCUGCCUGUGGACAUGCUGACCCUGGAGCUCGCCAAGAAAUGCCAGAUUCAGGUCAACGACUUCAACUACAGAACUCAUCUGCACCAGUGGACCUGCCUGCCAGACUCCAACGAUGUGGUCCAGGCCAGACAUGCAUAUGACCUCCAGAGCGAUGCCGUCUACAAAGCUGACCUGAAGUGGCUCCAGGGCCUGGGCUGGGUCCCCAUUGGCUCACUUGACGUGGAGAAAGCCAAGAAGGCUGCGGAAGCCUUGAGUGAAAGGAGCUACCGCCAGCACCCCAGCAUCUUCCCCUUCAAAAGCACCACAGACGCCAUGAAUAUCGUUCUGGCAAAGAAUAAUGCUCACACCAUGAACAAGCGUCUUUACACAGAGGCAUGGGACAAGGAAAAGACCCAGGUGCACAUCCAGCCUGACACACCUGAGAUCCUCCUGUCUCAGCAGAAUGCUAUCAACGUGAGCAGGAAACUCUACAGACAAGGUUUUGAGGCAACCAUCAACAAAGGCUAUUUCCUCCCUGCGGAUGCUGUCUCCGUCAAGGCUGCCAAGGCCUCCAGGGACAUCAUCAGUGACUACAAGUACAAGACAGGAUACCGCAGUCAGGUGGGCCACCACAUCGGUGCUCGCUGUGUCCAGGACGACCCUCUGAUCAUGCUGGCUCUGAACUCAGCAAAGAUCGCCAGUGAUGCUCUGUACAAGAAGGACUUCAACAAGUCCAAGACCAAGUUCAACCUGCCUGUGGACAUGCUGAGUCUUGAGCUGGCCAAGAAAUGCCAGAUUCAGGUCAACCACGCCAACUACAUCACCCGCCUGCACCAGUGGACCUGCCUGCCAGACUCCAACGAUGUCGUCCAGGCCAGGAAAGCCUACGACCUCCAGAGUGAUGCUGUGUACAAAGCUGACAUGGAUGAGGUCAUCGGCGUAGGAUGGGUCCCCAUUGGUUCAAUCGAUGUGUUGAAGGCCAAGAAUGCUGCAAGAAUUCUUAGUGACCAUCUCUACAGGCUGAAACCAGACACACAGAAAUUCACAACUGACAUGUCCUCCAUGCCCAUGGUCCUGGCCAAGGCCAACGCUGAAGUCAUGAACAAGAAAAACUACAUCUCUGCCUGGGAGGCCGACAAGCUGAAGAUCCAUGUGCCCCCUGACAUACCUGAGGUUUUGCUUUCUAGAUCCAACGCUUACAACAUCAGCAGGAAAAACUACAGGGAAGGUGUUGAGGAGAUCUUCAGGAAGGGCUACGACAUGAAGGCUGACGCCGUCUCUGUUGUUGCUGCCAAACGUUCAAGAGAUAUCAUCAGUGAUUACAAGUACAAGACAGGGUACCGUAAGCAGGUGGGCCACCACAUCGGAGCCCUCAGUGUCAAUGACGACCCUCUGAUCGUGCUGGCUAUGAACUCAGCAAAGAUCGCCAGUGAUGCUCUGUACAAGAAGGACUUCAACAAGUCCAAGACCAAGUUCAACCUGCCUGUGGACAUGCUGAGUCUGGAACUGGCCAAGAAAUGUCAGAUCCAAGUCAACGACUUCAACUACAGGACUCAUCUGCACAACUGGACCUGCCUGCCAGACUCCAACGACGUGGUCCAGGCCAGGAAGGCGUACGACCUACAGAGUGACGCUGUUUACAAGGCCGACAUGGAGUGGAUCAAGGGAAUGGGCUGGGUGCCAAUCGGUUCACUUGAUGUGGAGAAAGCCAAGAAAGCUGGAGAGAUCCUGAGUGACAUUAAAUAUCGUCAACAUCCCAGCAUCUUCAAAUUCACUGCCCAGACAAUAGACAUGCCGUACGCCUUGGCUCAGGCCAACGCCGCCAACAUGGACAAGAAAGCAUACACUGCUGCCUGGGACAAGGACAAGCUCAACAUUCACAUCAUGCCCGACACCCCAGAGAUCCUCCUGGCCCAGCAGAAUAAACUCAACACCAGUCUGAAAUAUUACCAUGAGGGUUACUGGGACACCAUCCACAAAGGCUACUUCCUUCCCAAAGAUGCUAUCUCUGUGUUAGCAGCCAAGGCCUCCCGCGACAUCGUCAGCGACUACAAAUACAAGGCUGGUUUCCGUAAGCAGUGUGGCCAUCACAUCGGCGCCCUCAGCGUUAACGAUGACCCACUGAUCAUGUUGGCUGCUAACGCAGCCAGGAUCUCCAGUGACAACAUCUAUAAGAAGGACUUCCACAAGACCAAGACCAAGUACAACCUGCCUGUCGACAUGCUGACGAUCGAACUGGCCAAGAAAUGUCAGCAGCAAGUCAACGACUUCAACUAUAGGACUCACCUGCACCAGUGGACCUGCCUGCCAGACUCCAGUGACGUGGUUCAGGCCAGGAAGGUUUACGACCUACAGAGUGAUGCCGUGUACAAAGCUGAUCUGGAGUGGCUGAGAGGAUGCGGCUGGUCACCACAGGACUCUGUGGACGUCCUCAAAGUUAGACACGCCCAGACUAUUAUCAAUGACAGGCUGUACCGCCAGCCUCCCAGCACCGUCAAGUUCACCAGCGUGGUCGACCUCCCUGCAAUCGUCCUGUCCAAGCAGAACGCUGACAACAUCAGUGAAAGGAAAUAUAGGGAAGUCUGGGAUAAAGACAAGCUCAGCAUUCACCUGCCACCUGACACCCCGACCUUUGAACUGUCCAAGGCCAAUGCCAUCAACAUCAGCAAUAAACUGUACACCAAGGCGUGGGAUGAGCAGAAGGCCCGAGGAUACAACAUUAAGGCAGAUGCUAUUUCCGUGGUGAAGGCUAAAGCUUCCAGAGAUAUCAGCAGCAACUACAAGUACCUGGCGAGUUACCGUAAGCAGGUGGGCCACCACAUCGGCGCUCGCUGCGUCCAGGACGACCCUCUGAUCAUGCUGGCUAUGAACUCAGCAAAGAUCGCCAGUGAUGCUCUGUACAAGAAGGACUUCAACAAGUCCAAGACCAAGUUCAACCUGCCUGUUGACAUGCUGAAUCUGGAACUAGCCAAGAAAUGUCAGAUCCAAGUCAACGACUUCAACUACAGGACUCAUCUGCAUCAGUGGACAUGUCUGCCCGACUCCAACGACGUUGUCCAGGCCAGGAAGGCGUACGACCUCCAGAGUGAUGCUGUGUACAAAGCAGAUAUGGAAUGGUUACGUGGAUGUGGAUGGAUGCCACAUGAGUGUGUGGAUGUCAUGAAGGUGAAGCACGCCCAGAAGAUCCUGGCUGAUAGAGGUUACCGUGUGAAGUUGGAUGAUCAGAAGUUUGUGGUUCCAACUGACAGAGUCGACCUGGUCUGUGCCAAGAACGCUGCUGAUGUCCUGAACGAGGCCAAGUACCGUGAGGCCUGGCACCAGGACAAGACCAAGUACUCACUGGUGGACACUCCAGUUCUCGCCACAGCCAGAGAGGUGGCCAAGAACGUUCACCCGCAUCUGUACACCCAAGCCUGGGAUAAGGUCAAAGCCACGGGCUACUACAUGCCCGGAGAUGCCGUGCCAAUCAAGCAGUGCAUCAGUACGACUAAAGUGCAGAGUAAGCACAAGUACCUGGAGAGCUACCGUAAGCAGGUCGGCCACCACAUUGGCGCCCUCAGCGUCAAUGACGACCCUCUGAUCAUGCUGGCUAUGAACUCAGCAAAGAUCGCCAGUGACGCUCUGUACAAGAAGGACUUCAACAAGUCCAAGACCAAGUUCAACCUGCCUGUGGACAUGCUGGCCUUUGAACUGGCCAAGAAAUGCCAGAGACAAGUCAAUGAUGACCUCUACAGAACCGGACGCCUGCACCAGUGGACAUGUCUGCCAGACCAGAACGAUGUCAUCCAGGCCCGCAAAGCCUACGACCUUCAGAGCGAUCACGUGUACAAGGCUGAUCUGGAGUGGCUGCGUGGCUGCGGCUGGAUGGCGGCUGACUCUGUGGACCACGUCAAGGUCAAGAAGGCCCAGGAGAUUCUCAACGAGAGACUCUACAAGAAGAACGCCCAGGAGUGCUUCGGAAAGUUCACCCUGAUUGUGGACCGCCCUGAGAUCCUGCUGGCGAAGAUGAAUGCAGCUAACCUCAGUGACCUGAAGUACAAAGAGACCUUCAACGCAGAGAAAGGUCUGUACAUUGGUUCAGAGGACACGCCUCAGCUGGCCCACAGCAGGGAGGUGUCCAAGAUCAUCAGUGAGAAACUCUACAAACAACACUGGGAUGAGUCCAAAGCGACGGGCUACAAGCUGGACCAUGAAUACAUCCCACUCGUCAGUGGCAAGAAGGGCAGGGAGAUCGCCAGUGAUGUCAAAUACAAGGAUACCCAUGAGAAGGCCAAGGGUCACUACAUGGCUGGAACCCUGAUCGACUUCCCUGAGGUGGUGCGCUGUGGACAGCAGGAGAAGAACAAAGGACUGAGGGUCUACCAUAAGGACUACCACCUCAGCAAGACCAAGACCCACCUCCCACCUGACAUCAUCGCUAACACGGUCGCUAAGCGCUGCCAGGACAUGCUGAGUGAUGUCAUCUACCGCACCUACCUGCACCAGUGGACCUGCCACCCCGACCAGGAGGACGCCAUCCGUGCCCGCAAGACCAACGAGAUCCUCAGUGACGUGUUCUACAAGGACGACCUGAACUGGAUGAAGGGGAUGGGCUGCUACGCCUGGGACACACCUGAGAUCAUUCGUGCCAAGAAGUCGUACGAUCUGCAGAGCGAACUCAAAUACAGAGAGGACGCCAAGAAGGAAUUCAACAACUACUCCAUUGUGACCGACACCCCGGCUUAUGUGACGGCUGUGCUGGGCCACACCUGGGCCAGCGAUCUCAACUACAGGGAGGCUUAUCACAAAGAGAAGCACAUGUACACCACCGUCCUGGACACCCACGACUACGCCAGGUGCCACAACUUCAAGGAAUUCUUCAGCAACAAAAACUACACCUCCACCUGGGACAAAAUCAAAGCCAACAGCUACACGAUUCCACACGACUCCCACUCCCUGCAGCACGCCAAGCAGCAGAAGGUCAUCCUCAGCAACGUGAAGUACAAGGAGGAUUAUGAGAAGUUCAAAUCCCUCUACAGUCUGCCGAAGUCUCUGGAGGACGAUCCCUCCACUGCUCGCUGCGUCAAAGCUGGAAAGCUGGUCCUGGAUCGUCUGUACCACGAGAACUACGAGAAGACCAAGGCCAAGAACCACAUCCCACCAGACAUGCUGGAGAUCGUGGCCGGACGCAACACCCAGAACACCGUCAGCAUGAUCAACUACCGCAAGUACCUGCACCAGUGGAUCUGCCUCCCCGACAUGCAGGUGUAUGUCCAGGCACGCAAGGUCAACGAGCAGCUCAGUGACAUCUUCUACAAGGACGACCUGAACUACCUGAGGGGUAUCGGCUGCUUCGCCUGGGACACACCUGAGAUCCUCCGUGUCAAACAUGCUGGUGACCUUCAGAGUGAGAACAAGUACAGAGCCAAAGGUAUCGAGGCUUUCAAGGAGUACUCAGUGGUGACGGACACUCCGGUUUACGAGACGGCCAAGCAGAACUCUCAGAACCUGAGCGAUCUGCACUACCGCUACGAUUACAACGUCAACAUCAAGGGCACCAACACUGCUCCUCCUGUUACUGUGGACACAGAGAGGGCACGCCUGGCGAACUACAUCCAGAGUGAUAACUGGUACAAGGAGGCCAACAAGAGCUUCAUGCCGACUGGUUACUCCCUGCCCCACGACACCCCGCUCAUCAAACAGGCCAAGCUGAACAGCGUCAUCAACAGCAACGUGAAGUACAAGGAGGCGUACGAGAUGACGAAGGCGAAGGCCUACACUCUCCAUCCAGAGGGCGUCAACUUUGUCAACUCAAGGAAGGCUCACAAGAUCGUCAACGAUCGUCUGUACAGAGAGGACUACCACAAACACAAGGACAAGAUCCACACAACCUACGACACCCCCGAUAUCAAACAAGUCAAGAUGAACCAGUCCAACCUCAGCGACUUGUGCUACAAAGAGAAAUACUACAACAGCAGAGGUCAGCUGAUCUCUAUGCCUAUCACUCCCGAGCUGAUGCACUGCGCCCACGUCAAUGAGAUCACCAGCGAGCUGAAAUACAAAGAGGACCUGACCUGGCUCAGAGGCCUCGGCUGCUUCCUGUACGACACCCCAGAGAUGAUCACCGUCCGCAACAUCACCAAACAGAGACUGACCUACCCAGUGGAGGCAAAGAAGAACCUCGCCAACUUCUCCGUGGUCCUGGACACGCCUGAGUAUAAACGUGUGACUGAGCUGAAGAGCCACAUGAGCAACCUGAUCUACAAAGCCCAGAGUAAGGAGGAGAUGGCCAAGGUCACCACCACUGUGGACUCAGUGGACAUCACCAGAGCCAAAUGGGCCCAGCAGCUGACCAACAAGUACCUGUACACUGACCUGGCCACUAAGGAGAGAUGCCAUUUCACUCCAGAAAACGAAACUCCACACAUGGACCACGCCAGGAAAAUGAAGGUCAUCUACAGUGAUAACAAAUACAAAGACCAGUAUGAGAAGAUGAAGCACAGAUACACCGCCAUCGCCGACACUCCACUCCUGAUCCGGGCCAAGAAAUCCUACCUGCAGUCCAGUGAUCUGCGUUACAAAGAGACCUUCGAGCUGUCUAAGGGACACUACCGCACAGUGAAGGACGCUCUGGACAUCGUCUACCACCGCAGAGUCACUGAUGACAUCAGCGAGGUUAAAUACAGAGAGAAGUACAUCACCUCUCUGGGGACGUGGAAGUCCAUCCCCGAUCGUCCUGAGUUCUUCUUCAGCAAGAUUGUCAACGACAACGUCAGCAACGUGAAGUACAAGGAGGACCUGGAGUGGCUGAGGGGUCUCGGCUGCUUCGUGUGGGACACACCUGACCUGGUGAUGGCUGAGAGGAACAAGGCGCUGUACAGCGAGAGAGUGUACAAAUCCUCCUUUGAGAAGAACAGAGGCAACUUCAAGUACACCAGCGACACUCCAUUCUUCCAGGCUGCCAAAUAUGCUUCCUCCAUCAUCAACGAUAGAUCCUACAGAGCUGCUUAUGAGAAAACCAAGGAUAAGUUCACCGUAACUACCGAUGAUCCUAGAUACGUCCUGGCCAGGGAGAACAACAAGAUGAGCCAGGUGAGGUAUAAAUCCAGAGCAAAGGAUCUGCUAAGGAUUGGUUGCAAUGAGCUGCACCGUCCCGACAUCCUCACAGCCCUUUUCCAGUCCUCUAUGACCAGUAAGUGGAGGUACAGGGAGCAGUAUGAACGUGCCAAAGACAAGUUCACCUCCGUUCUGGAGACUCCAGAGUACGAGGCCCACAGACGCAGCAAGAAGAUCGGCGAUAUCAUCUACAAGAUGGAGUACAACAAGACCAAGGCGAAGGCAUACACCCUGCCUUAUGACACUCCUCACCAGCAGCACAUGAAGAAGGUCAAAGACAUCACCAGUAAUCUGAAGUACAAAGAGGUGUACGAGAAGUGUAAGGCCCAGAUCAACAUGGACCCUGAGGCUCACUCCAUCCGUGCUGCCAAGGAGGCCUACAAGAACAUCAGCAACCUUGACUACAAGAAGAAGUAUGAAGCCACCAAGAACAAGUGGAUCUGGACAGCAGACAGACCCGACUUUGUGAAUGCUGCUAAGAACUCCCUUCAACAGAGUGAUGUUGAGUACAAGUAUGACAAGGAGGUGAUGAAGGGCUGUGUGAUUCCCGUGGUUGAUGACAAGCUGACCGUCCUGGCCAUGAAAAAUGCUGAAAUGGCCAGCAUUGUGAAGUACAAAGACAAGUAUGAGAAGGCAAAGGGCCACUACAUCCCCGUCCAGGACACGCCUCAGAUCCUUCACGCCAAGGCUGUGCGCACUCUGGCGUCAGAGACCAAAUACAAGGAGGCCAGUAAGAAGGAGAUGCAGUCGGGCUCGUUCACCACUCUGCCCGAGACUCGUGACACGGCCCACAGCAGGAACGUCAACAAGCUCGUCAGCAAGACCGUGUACAAAGCCAAGUUUGAGAAGGAAAAGGGCAAGUCAAUAUAUAACCACAUGAUUGUUCCACCUGAUGUUCAGCACGCCAUGGGAGUGGCCAAGACUCAGAGCAGCGUGGCCUACAAGAAAGACGCCAAGGCCAACCUGCACUACACCACUGUGGUCGACCGUCCUGACAUAAAGAAGGCCACCCAGGCCUCCAAACUCAUCAGUGGGAUCGGCUACCGUGACAAGGCCCGUGAGGAGGCCAGCCGUGGAGGCUCUCUGGUCCACCGCCCAGACAUCACUCUGGCCACUGAGGUGUCCAAGCUCACCAGCCAGCUGAAGUACAAGGAGAAGUUUGAUAAGGAGAUGAAAGGAAAGAAGCCACAAUAUGACCUGAAGGACAGUAAGAUUUACAAGACUCUGAAGGAUGCCAGUGUGCUGGCUAGUGAGGUGAAGUACAAAGGUGACCUGAAGAAGAUCCACAAGCCUGUGACCGACAUGGCCGAGUCUCUGUCCAUGCAGCACAGCCUGAGCACCAGCAAACUGUCCAGCGACUACUGCUACAAGAAGAAAUUUGAGGAGAGUAAGGGUCACUACCUUUUGAUCCCUGACACACCUGAACAGCUCCAUCACAAGGAGGCUACUGAUCUGCAGAGCAACGUGAAAUAUAAGGAGAAGUAUGAGAGGGAGAAGGGUAAACCCAUGCUGGACUUUGAGACACCAACAUAUGUGACGGCUAAGGAGGCGCAGCACAUGCAGAGCCAGAAAGACUAUAAGAAGGACUUUGAGGAGCACAUGAAGGGCAAGAACCUCUCAGGCUUGGAGGUCACGCCCGCCAUGAUACAUGUCAGAAACGCCACCAGAAUAGUCAGUGAGAAAGAGUACAGGAGGGAUCUAGAGGAGGGAGUGAAGGGUAAAGGGCUAACUGUACUGGAGGAAACUCCGGAGCUUUUGAGAGCAAGGAAUGCCACUCAAAUCCUGUGUGAGAGAGAGUACAAGAAGUCACUGGAGCAGGAGAUCAAGGGCAAAGGAAUGUUGGCUUUGGCUACAGACACCCCCGACUUCAUGAGGGCCAGGAACGCCACUGACAUCCUCAGUCAGACCAAGUACAAGCAGACCGCUGAGAUGGACAGGGCCAGCUACACCACUGUGAUCGACACCCCAGACAUUAUCCACGCUCAACAGAUGAAGAACAUCGUCAGCCAGAAAAAGUACAAGGAGGAGGCAGAGAAGACGAUGUCUCACUAUGUGCCGGUCCUGGACACUCCUGAGAUGCAGAGAGUCCGAGAGAACCAGAAGAAUUUCAGCACUAAUCUUUACCAGAUUGACCUUAAAAACAUAAAGGGCAAAGUGUCUACUGUAAAGGACACUCCUGAAAUGCUUCGUGUUAAAGAGAAUACAAAGAAUUUCAGCUUGAUUCAGUACAAAGAGGAGGUGGGAGGAGGAACAGCUUUACCGGAGACGCCUGAGAUGGAGAGAGUUAAACGCAACCAGCGGAACGUUAGCACGAUUCAGUACAAGGACUCUGUGGGUCAAGGCACGUCCAUCCCAGAUCUCCCUGAGGUGAAGCGGGUCCGAGAAACCCAGAAGAAUAUCAGCUUGAUUCAAUACAAGGCAGACGUGGGACAAGGCACGUCAGUGUCAGAGACCCCAGAGAUGGAGAGAGUUAAACGCAAUCAGCAAAACAUUAGCACGAUUCAGUACAAGGACUCUGUGGGUCAAGGCACGUCCAUCCCAGAUCUCCCUGAGGUGAAGCGGGUCCGAGAAACCCAGAAGAAUAUCAGCUUGAUUCAAUACAAGACAGACGUGGGACAAGGCACGUCAGUGUCAGAGACCCCAGAGAUGGAGAGAGUUAAACGCAAUCAGCAAAACAUUAGCACGAUUCAGUACAAGGACUCUGUGGGUCAAGGCACGUCCAUCCCAGAUCUCCCUGAGGUGAAGCGGGUCCGAGAAACCCAGAAGAAUAUCAGCUUGAUUCAAUACAAGACAGACGUGGGACAAGGCACGUCAGUGUCAGAGACCCCAGAGAUGGAGAGAGUUAAACGCAAUCAGCAAAACAUUAGCACGAUAAAGUACAAGGACUCUCUGGGUCGAGCUACGGCUAUCCCGGACCUGCCGGAGGUGAAGCGGGUCAGACAAACCCAGAAGCACAUCAGCUCGGUGUGGUAUAAAGACAGUUCAGCCAAAGGAACUCCUGUGGUCUUUACCCCAGAGAUGGAGCGAGUCAAAAGGAACCAAGAGAACAUUAGCUCGGUGCUGUACUCUGACAGCUUCCGUAAGCAGGUCCAGGGCAAGGCCGCCUUCGUCCUGGACACGCCUGAGAUGAGACGCGUCAGAGAGACUCAGCGCAUCAUCUCUGGAGUGAGAUACCACGAGGACUUUGAGAAGAGCAAAGGCAGCUUCACUCCCACCACCACCGACCUGGUGACCGAGCGUGUGAAGAAGAACACUCAGGACUUCAGUGACAUCAGCUACCGUGGCAUCCAGAGACGCGUGGUGGAGAUGGAGAGGAGACGUGCCAUCGAGCACGACCAGGAGACCAUCACUGAUCUGCGUGUGUGGCGCACAAACCCUGGCUCUGUGUUUGACUACGACCCUGCUGAGGACAACAUCCAGUCCAGGAGUCUGCACAUGAUGUCAGUUCAAGCUCAGCGUCGCAGCAAGGAGCACUCCCGCUCCACCAGCGCCCUGAGCGGCAUGGCUGACGAGAAGUCUGAGGUGUCCCAGGACGCCGACCAUCACAUGUCUCUCUACAGCAAUGGCUUCAUGGCGUCCUCUGUUGGUUACCAGCACGCUAAGACUGUGGAGGUGCAGCAGAGGUCUUCAUCAGUGGCCACCCAGCAGACCACCGUCUCCUCCGUCCCCUCACACCCCUCCACCACUGGGAAAACUGUUCGUGCCAUGUACGACUACACUGCAGCCGACAACGACGAGGUGUCCUUUAAAGACGGAGACGUGAUCGUUAACGUGCAGUCCAUCGACGAGGGCUGGAUGUACGGCACCGUGCAGCGCACCGGCAAGACCGGCAUGCUGCCAGCCAACUACGUAGAAGCAAUCUAAAGACAAAGCCCGCCCACCGUCCCUCCAGAGUGGGCGUGACACAUCCACAGGGCAAUCUGAUUGGUCUUCCUGUGAACACAACCGCGGCUUAGUGCAAUGAUUUAGUGUCUCUUAGCUCUGUAUUUUAAUGGUGUUGUGAUUCUCGUCUGUUCUCAUUCAUACACUGCUGCCCUGUUUCCUGUGGAUGUGACAUCAACAUGGUGACAUCACUCAUAUAAAUAUCUCUAUUAUACAUACUAUGACUACGCUGAAUGACAGACUCUGUAACCUGUUCUGAGACACUCCCUUAGACUCACUAACAACCCAACGCCCUUUGUAUAUUUCAAUAAUAUUUAAUAUAUAUAGAAGAGUAUUAGAAACCUUCAGCCAGACGAUGGGCUCACAUAGUUUGAAUUCUGUGGAGAGAAAAAGAAAUGACGACGAUAGUGAAACCUGUAAGGAGUCAGUUAGCGUCUGUCUCCUCCAUGAUGAAACCGCUCCUAACGAGUUGUACGAGACCAGACCUCAGUCUUCCCUCCUUCACACUGAAGGCUGGUCACUAGUAGAGUGUGUGUUUUGUUUCUUCUGAUUAUUUAGGUCCUCUACCUUUAAUCUGUAGCCAAUAAAGCACACCAAGCUCCUGCAGCA
Epinephelus lanceolatus (giant grouper) is the source of this 15474-nucleotide messenger RNA. The record is from RefSeq and is a predicted model, not a curated record. NCBI's taxonomy places the organism in Eukaryota, Metazoa, Chordata, Actinopteri, Perciformes, Serranidae.